Molecule: messenger RNA, 594 nt
Organism: Sparassis crispa
Lineage: Eukaryota; Fungi; Basidiomycota; Agaricomycetes; Polyporales; Sparassidaceae
Exons: 4
Coding region: 1-594 (197 amino acids)
Source: RefSeq, a predicted model, not a curated record
AUGACUGGCAAGAAACGCGCUGCGGAGGAAGAGUCUGCGGGCCCGACGACGCGGUCCGCUAAGGCGCCCAAGACCGAGAAGGCAGAGACCGCAACACCGGCGCGGGGACGGCGAGGGAGCAAGAAGGGGCCAAAGGCGACCAUGGCUGCGUCGCAGUUUAAGGCGCGCGCGCUGCCCCUACACGUCAACCUCACACAUACGCCCCCGGUACUCGACCCGACCGCGGAGGGGAAGGAGGGCGCUGUAUCUGUGUCGCAUAUGGACGCGGGCUUCAUCGGGACGACCACACUCGUGCCGAGUACGUUCGCUACGGGGAGCUAUGGAUGGAAGGGGAACAAGCGCAUCACGAUUGAGCUCCCGAGCGCGGAGGGCGAGGAGGGCGAGAAGGAGAAGGUCCAUGUCAUGUUGACAAUCAACGCGACCGUCAUGGGCAGCAAGGGCGCGAAGGAGGAAGGUGGCGAAGGGGGAGAAGAGCAUGCUGAGGAACACACAGAAGAGCACCCCGCUGAGAAUGCAGAGGAGAAGAAGGAGGGCGAAGCGAAGGAAGACGAAGCUGAGGAGACAGGUGUAGCAGACGCUGAAGCGAAGGAGUAA